Molecule: messenger RNA, 837 nt
Organism: Schizosaccharomyces osmophilus
Lineage: Eukaryota; Fungi; Ascomycota; Schizosaccharomycetes; Schizosaccharomycetales; Schizosaccharomycetaceae
Gene: bsd1
Product: NEDD4 family-interacting protein-like protein
Exons: 3
Coding region: 1-837 (278 amino acids)
Biological process (GO): ubiquitin-dependent protein catabolic process; vacuolar transport; positive regulation of protein ubiquitination
Cellular component (GO): Golgi apparatus; perinuclear region of cytoplasm; endoplasmic reticulum
Source: RefSeq, a predicted model, not a curated record
AUGGCAAACGAAGUACAGCCGCACACCGAAACAGUGGAAAUCAAUUCCUUUCAACAUACAUCUUCUGGUAGAAAUGUUCUUUCUGCAGCUUUUCAUCCGCCAGAGGAUGAUAUUGAAUCCGAUGAAAGAGCUCCUUUAUAUCAAAAUCCACGACACUCUACAGACACAGAACCAGAUGCUGUAGAAUCAGAAACUCAUCUUUCUUCUGAAAAUAUAUCCUCAGAUGGAAGAUCCCCGCAUUCACCACAUGCUGCUUCAAGUUCAACUUCCCGUCAACCCAGAACCCACUAUGUCGACAGCGUCUUUUCCAACCUUUCUGCUAAACCAACUGCAGAGCCUGAAAAAGAGAACGAAGAACCUCCUACCUAUGAAGAAGUUGCAGCUGAUAUUGCGCCGCCUUAUUGGGACACCACAAUGGUGGUUCCGAGCUUUGGAACCAACGAAAUUUACAUCGAUGGAAUGACGGUUGGUUCACCAAUUGCCUUUUUUUGGAGUGCUCUAGUAUCUUUUAUAUUUCCUUUCGUGGGCUUUCUUGUCACUUACGUUUUGUCUGCGACCCAUUCCGGUCGCUACGGAUCGCAGAUCGGCUUGACCAUGACCCUAUUGCAAAGAGGAUACAAUAUGGUGGUUGAAAGUGGAAUGCUGCAAAAUGAUGGUAACGAUGUUUCAGAUGAUUCUGAUGAAUUACCACACCAAAAGUUGAUAGGUUGCAUUCUUUUAAUAACCGGUUGGUGUUUUUUCUUAGUAGACACUAUUAAUUUUAUUCGCAUCCGCCGGACAAAGAAUGCUAUCCAACAAACAAAUCCCGAAAAUGUGGCGCCUGAAGCUAUUGUUUAA